Messenger RNA from Prorocentrum cordatum, 420 nucleotides. The record is from the annotation of a GenBank genome assembly. NCBI's taxonomy places the organism in Eukaryota, Dinophyceae, Prorocentrales, Prorocentraceae.
AUGAGCCUCGGCUCCGCGCCGCCUCCCGGCCCCAGGGCGUUGAAGCGCCACCGCGCCAACCGCCUCGGCACGGAGUCUGGGCCGGUGGAGCGCGUCCUCGUCCUCGUCCUCGUUCUUGUCGCCGUCGUCGUCGCCUCCCGGCCCCAGGCCGCGCAGCUCGCCUACGAAGAGCAAAUGCACGCCGCCAGGGUGAUGAUUGCGCAGAACGAGGCCAAGAUCGUAUUCCUGGAGGGAGUGAUCGCGAAGACCGAGCAGGAGAAGGCGGACGAGAUCGAGCUCAUGAACCAGAACUCGGCUCUCCUGACGGACGAGGAGACGUACCUGCACGGCAUCCUGCCCGACUGCCAGUGGGUCUUCAAGGCCUUCUUCGAGCGUGCCGACAAGCGCGCCGCGGAGAUGGAGGGCCUCACUACGGCGAAG